UUACUCAGCACCGAUUAAAAAAACUGCCAGCCACGUUUUCAAAUUUGGAGCCCUGUGUCACGUGUUUCCGCUUUGGCGUGCUACUUUCUUCCGUGUAUGGUUACCAUAGUGACAGACCUCGCUUUGCAGAUGAGCGUUUGGUCAAACAGCGGCAGGUAUGAAUGCAGAUGCAGUUUUCUCUCUUCAAAACCAGUCCACUUCCACUGACUGUAGUGGGAAGGUCCCUGUGGAGCACCUGGACUAUGAAUACAUUGGAAAAUGCAAAGAUGUAAAAUACCUGGAGAAGAUCUUGAGAGUACUGAGGUCUGGCGAUGAGGGCAUUUAUCCUCAUCUGAUCAAUUUCUGUGAGACUCACUUAGAGAGACUGGACCCUAGGAGUCGAGCUCUCAGGAAGGAAAACCCUGUGGCCACUGCAGCCAGCCUCUCUAACGACGAGUGGAGCCAAAUUGUUGAGGAGUUGAAGAUGUGGCAAGAAGAAACCAAAAAGACUGAGAAUUUAUUAAAACAGCAGUCAAUGUUGGAUGAUCUAGCAAAAGAAAAUAUGCCUCCGGUUAGAGGUUCUAAUUGCUCCGUUUCGCUCAGUCAGACUUCAGUUUCAAAAGAGAAGAGGAACCCUCUCCCACGAGAUUAUCGAGAAUGGGACAAGUUUGAUGUGGAAAAAGAAUGUGAAAGAAUCAACGGAAAUGUGGUCAAAAAUGAUCCACCUGUCAUUAUAAACAAAGGACAUCCUAAAAUUAAGGCUAAAGUGGAUGCUUCACUGUUGACACAACAGGAGAAACUCCUUCUGGCGAAUCGCGAAAAGGACAAAGGCAAUGAGGCUUUCAGGGCAAACGAUUAUGAGGAGGCAGUUGCAUACUAUUGCAGGAGCCUUUCCAUUAUACCAACUGUGGCUGCAUACAACAACAGAGCCCAGGCAGAGAUCAACCUCAAGCACUGGCACAAUGCCAUGAGAGACUGCCAGAGGGUGCUUGAGCUGGAAACAGGCAAUAUGAAAGCCCUGCUGCGUCGUGCCACUGUUCAUUAUCACAUGGGUAACUUCCAACUGGCUGCUGAAGACCUGAGGACGGUCCUUAGGGAAGAGCCGCAGAAUGGUGCAGCCAAUCAACUUCUUUUUAAAGCUGAGAAGAAGAUGAGGGAAUGUCAACCAGAGAAGCAACUCAAAGGCAAAAAAAUCCUCAUCCAAGAGGUAGAAGAGGACGAUGACAACAGUAACGAUGAGAAUGCUUGUCCGGUUGAACCUAUCCAGCCUGUGGGAGGGGAGGAGAGCUCAGCUACUCCUGUCGAAAGGGGAGACAUGGGUAACGCUCAAAAAAAGCCCCACAGCAGAGGGGACGGGGGUCCACACAGUGAGUCCAGCAACUCCCACCACGGACACUGGAAGAGUAAAGGAGCCAACUCUGACAAGUACAAAGUCACGCAAGAGUCCAAGGAAAAGGUAACCAAUGGAACAGGCAAGAGGGGCUCGACAGCUUCAGUCCAGGCUGAUCAGAGCAGCAGCGGUAAGGGGACUUCGGCUGGAGGAAAUGCAGGAGAAACUGUCAACCUUGAUGCCCCAUGUGGAGCCCUGCCCCCACCUCUGGCCCGGCUAAAGAAUGAAGGAAACCUUCUGUUUAAAAAUGGACAGUUUGCCGAUGCACUGGAGAAAUACUCACUAGCCAUUCAGGGCUACACAGAUUCAGGGAUUGACAGUCCAGAGGACCUGUGUAUUCUAUAUUCUAACAGAGCAGCUUGCUACCUGAAAGAUGGCAACAGUCAAGACUGCAUACAGGACUGCACAAGGGCCCUGGAACUGCAGCCGUUCUCCCUCAAGCCCCUCCUGCGUCGGGCCAUGGCUUAUGAAUCCCUGGAGCGUUACCGUCAGGCCUACGUGGAUUACAAGACCGUCUUGCAGAUAGACAUCAGCGUGCAAGCAGCACACGACAGUGUCAACAGGAUCACCAGGCUACUGAUCGAGCAGGACGGUACAGAGUGGAGAGAGAAACUUCCAGACAUUCCUCUGGUGCCUCUAUCAGCUCAGCAGCACCGCAGGGAGGAGCCACCCAGCGCAGAGGUCCUCCAGGCUCGAGCAGAGAAGGCAGCCAGGGAUGCAGAAAGGAAAGCAGAAGUCCGUUUUGCAGGUUUGAAGCAAGAAGGGAAUGACUUUGUGAAGAAGGGCCAAUACCAGAAUGCACUGGGAAAGUACACUGAAUGCCUUAAGCUAAAGCCUUCAGAGUGUGCAAUCUACACCAACAGAGCCCUGUGCUACUUGAAGCUGGAGAGGUUUACUGAGGCCAAGCAGGACUGUGACGCAGCACUGAAACUAGAGCCAACCAAUAAGAAGGCCUUCUACAGACGAGCCCUGGCCAAUAAAGGCCUCAAGGACUACCUGGCUUGCAGCUCUGACCUUCAGGAGGUGCUGCAGCAGGAUCCCAAUGUGCAGGAGGCUGAGAAGGAGCUGGAGGAGGUCACAGUGCUGCUCAGACAGAGUCUAGCCAAUGGUUCACCAGCCAAACCCAGGAAGACUGUAGCCAUCACAGAGGUUGAGGGUGACGAGGAAACAACCAUUCCGAACUCAGAUAGCAGCUGCAGAGGAGAAGACCUCACCGUCAACCUCCAGCCUACCAACGCCUACGAGUUCGGCCAGGCUCUGAACGCAGCCCGCUGCAAUGGAAACACAGCCGCCUGCGCUGAUCUGCUAGCCUCCACGACCCCACAAAUGCUUCCGCAGCUCCUGAGCACCCAGCUGGAUGGACCCAUCAUCAGCUUCAUCAUGCAGGCGCUAGACUCACACCUCCUGGAGAAAGACCCCAACUUAGUCUACCAACACCUCAACUAUCUGCACACUGCAGACAGGUUCUCGGUUGUACUGAUGCUGCUGGAGAAGGACGAGCGUUGCCACAUGACUCAGCUGUUUGAGCAUCUGUCCGCAGCAGAGUGCACAGAGUUCACUAAGAACGAUGUCCAGAAUCUGGCCAACAAAUACAUCUGACCCCCCUGCCCCUGCUCUCCGCUGCACGAGCUGUUACACCACUACAACUCUCCGAUCUAUGCAAAACACUGCACAAGAACUGCUGCUCAUUGUGCCCCAGAGCAAUAUAAUGGACCUGAGUCACAUUCACUCUACUGGUCUGUGCUGUGAUCUGAUGAGCUGAUCACUGUAUGUAUGAGUGACAUUAUAAGGAAUAUAUUUUUUUUCUCUCUAGAACAUUUUCCUAUGCAGAUUUACUUUUGUACCACCACUAACCAUUUUCAUUGUACCAUGGGCAGGCAGUAAGAUACUAUGGAUCUUCACUUUAAUAUACUGAUAAACAGGGUCCAAUGUACACCGAUUCAGGCAAGCGUUUCAGGCUCAUGUUCCCACAACUGAGUUCCAGUUGUUUGGGCCCUUGAACCAUGUCAGUUUUCUGAUAUCAGUCAUUUGAUAAAGGGGUCUCUGUUAUACACCAGCUAAGAUCAGAAAUGAUAUUCAGUGCAUGCUGAAUAUUACCGAGCACAGGAACAUGUGAGGUCAUUUGCUUCUAAGCUAAUUAGAUGUUCCUAGCCGCAGGACAGAAGCUUAAGAUAAAGUUUAAAAGAUAUCACUUUUGUUAUGACCAUAUGUACAGUAUUAUGUCUGUGGGAGAAAAAGGCCUGCACGAUAUCUCGUUAGUACGAUAAGAGUAUCUGUUGAACUGAUAUUGACUGAAAACAUUUUAAGAAAAAAUACAGUACACAACUCAGAUGCUCUUUUAUUUAUUCAGCUAUGCAAUUAGCACAUCCGAGUUCUCACAUAAAGUCGUUCUUAAAGGCUGGUUUUUGGGCCGUUUCCAUUAGGAGUAACAUAAAGUAAAUGCAUCCUAUUUGUUUACCAAAUUAGCCUGCCUGCCAGUGCGUGUCUGUGCAUUCAUCUUCACAGCAGUUCAGCCACACAGGUGUGUACACACUGGAGAGAAGCAGCAUCUUUAUGAGAUGUGUGCCUUGGAUUUCAGACUAGGGGUCGACUUACAUUUUGGUGAGUGUGCAGAUGCUCCUAAAAAGAGAGUAUAUUUAUGUCAUUUAGUUGCUUUUAUCAAAAUGUGCAAAGGCUUGGAUUUAUGCAUCAUAAAUCAUACAUAUAUUCACUUAGCUACAUGCAUGUAAUUGUUUAAAAUGUCAUUUAUUUGCUUUACGACAUUCUGUCCUUGUUGAGUAUUUAAAUAGUUAAUAUUUCAGUCCUCCGAAAUUGAAGACUGCCUGGAUGCAACCCCCAACCUAUUCUUUGCUUUCAAGUGUUUUAUUAAUUCUACAUGAAUGUACCAAAUUUAUUUCAGGGGACAAGUUGGGGGUCAAGUUCCACAGUUCCUGUUCAACGUGGUUUUAACAGUGUAGUUCUGUAGAGCUGUACAACAUUCACAGAGGGCUAUUCAAUAAACUGGAAAAAAAUG
Molecule: messenger RNA, 4382 nt
Organism: Scatophagus argus
Lineage: Eukaryota; Metazoa; Chordata; Actinopteri; Scatophagidae
Gene: spag1b
Product: sperm associated antigen 1b
Exons: 20
Coding region: 158-2968 (936 amino acids)
Cellular component (GO): cytosol; mitochondrion
Molecular function (GO): heat shock protein binding
Source: RefSeq, a predicted model, not a curated record